CUUCGAUGACAAACCACGUUAAGACACGAGUGGGAGUUUGUUGAUGUUAUGUUUCCCCUGAAUGUGAUCGUCAUUCCUAAUCCUAAAGCAACAUUUGUGUGUGCUGCAGUGUGGUGUUUCUUUGUAGAUUCAGCAGCUGAGGGGUACAGAUCUUUACGAUGCUAGGUAUCAGGACCCGAUCAAAUCUGAAGCGUAAAGUGACGUCACCGACGACAGGAUCAUCUCAGAAGAGACGAUUGACUUCUCCAUACUCAUUUGAAAACUCGGCGUCAGACCAAUCCCCUUCUCCAAGGAAAAUAGUCAGAUCAGAUGAAGAAUGCUCUCCAACAUUUUCUGCAACCUCCUUCUACAGUCCCAAGGCCAAAGGAGGUUACCAAACGCCAGCAGAGAGACAACAAAGGCGUGCAGAGCUGGGAGAGGUUCUGCCUACUAAACCGCCUGUAGAAACAAAGACAACACAACUCAAGACCAAAAAGCGACAAGGACCGCUAAAGGCGGGCCAUGCAACACAACGCACUGGGCGCUCCACCGGAAAGAAGCCUACCCUGAAAUCAAAGACUCAAACCAAGAAAGAAAUCAAAACACAACCAAAGAGGGUGGAAACAACUCCAAACAAGAAGUCAUCGCCAAGCAAGAAAACCAUCAACAAGUCUCCAAAAAAGAAGUCUCCCAAGAAACGUUCACCAAGCAAGAGGACACCAAGAAAAAGCCCACGAAAAGGAGUGAAAAAAGCUGUAAAACUUUACCUGCAGGGGCUGAAGAAAACCUCUAAGCCAAGCAAAGGCGCCAGUGGAAGGAAAACUAGCAAAAAAAAUGCAUCUAUAAAGCCAGCAGUAGAGAUGACUGAGAAACGAUCACCAAGACCGGUUUCUAAGAAACUUGACUUACAAGACGAAAGCCAAUCCGAUGAAGGAGCAGCACAAAGACUAGACGCACAGGAUGAGUUAUUGAUAAAUGCACCGUCGCCACAGUCUGCAAAGACCCGGGCGAUGAGAUCAAAAAAGGAAUGUCUGGGUGACGUUAGACGCUCUCCGAGGAAAGCUGUCAAGUUAUCUCAGAAGAUGGCGGAAGAUGACGAGGAGGUUCCAGAGGAUCGGGAACAAGAUGGUGAACUUAACUUCCUUCAAGGGUUUGACCCAGAUACACCGGACUCUUUGACUCCUCCCGUCCCACAAGCAGCACUUCCCAAGAAAGCACAAGUUACUACCCUAGCAGCUGCCAUAACGCCCCCAUUGAGCCCAUCCAACGUGAAGCUGAUUAGUUCAAGUCGACAGAGCCCUGCUUCCUCAACUCCGAUCCAACAGAAGAAAGCAGCAACUAAGAUGAAGAAGCUGAUUGAUAAAGAUGGAUUAGAACAACUGACUUUGGACCUGGGCCAGAAGCAUUUUGGAGCAGUAACAUGUGCUAUGUGUGGCAUGGUGUACACGGCAGCUCAUCCUGAAGAUGAAGGUGUUCACGAUAGAUUUCAUCGGAAAUAUCUCAACUGUAUCAAGUUCCAGGGCUGGAAAAAUGAGCGAAUGCUGCGAGAGUUUUAUGACGGUCGGAUCAUUAUGGUGCUUUAUGACGACCCAAAGUAUCACAUCAAGAAGGUGGAAGAGAUUCGACAACUCGUGGAUCAAGAACUUGGUUUCCUUGAAGGAGACGAAGUAGCCUGCAAGUCGUCAUGUAAGGUUCUUCUAUUUAUUACAAGAGAGAAGAAAGUGGCAGGUUGUUUGAUUGCCCAGGAGAUUAGCAAGGGGUAUCGUGUGAUAGCGGACAAGCCUAAAGACACUGCGGCCGUUUCUGAAGAGGAAAAACAGCAGUUUGAGCAGCAGAGAGCGUGGUGUUGUCAGACAGAUCCAGAGCCAGCUGUUUGUGGAAUAAGUCGUAUCUGGGUCGCUAGUCAGGAGCGGAGGAAACAGAUUGCGACAAGGAUGCUGGAUUGCGUGAGGAAUUCCUUCACAUUUGGAACGACCCUACCAAAGUCAACCCUAGCGUUUUCAGACCCAACACCUGACGGCAAGAUGCUCGCUACAUCUUACAUUGGAAGUCCUGAAUUCCUGGUUUACAAGUAUCAUUAAAUAUCGGCCAAUUCUUCCAUCUUGACUCAUGUUUAUGUAGCUUCAGACCGGUAAGUCAAUCUUUAGGCCUUAAGUUCGGUUCAUAUUUCCUGCGAAUGUGAAAGUGAUACGAAAUAUGACGUCACAAAAUUCCAAACAAAUAAUUUGCAUC
This is a messenger RNA of Asterias rubens (European starfish), 2211 nucleotides long. RefSeq names its product N-acetyltransferase ESCO2-like. The record is from RefSeq and is a predicted model, not a curated record. Bases 159 to 2060 code for a protein of 633 amino acids. Lineage: Eukaryota; Metazoa; Echinodermata; Asteroidea; Forcipulatida; Asteriidae. Gene Ontology annotation, biological process: mitotic sister chromatid cohesion. The transcript has 10 exons. Gene Ontology annotation, cellular component: nucleus; chromatin. Gene Ontology annotation, molecular function: protein-lysine-acetyltransferase activity.